Teleopsis dalmanni is the source of this 975-nucleotide messenger RNA. Its product is annotated as proteasome subunit alpha type-7-1. Bases 92 to 838 code for a protein of 248 amino acids. The transcript has 3 exons. Gene Ontology annotation, biological process: ubiquitin-dependent protein catabolic process. The record is from RefSeq and is a predicted model, not a curated record. Lineage: Eukaryota; Metazoa; Arthropoda; Insecta; Diptera; Diopsidae. Gene Ontology annotation, cellular component: nucleus; proteasome core complex, alpha-subunit complex; proteasome core complex.
GCUGACAAACAGUUUUCAAUUUUUUUAGAAUCAUUGUCGGUGUUUUUGCUUGGGAAGUAGUCAGUUAAGCGUUUAUAAUAAAAAUUGCAAAAUGUCUCGUUACGAUCGUGCUGUUACAAUUUUUUCACCCGAUGGACAUUUACUUCAAGUGGAAUAUGCACAAGAAGCUGUACGCAAAGGUUCAACAGCAGUUGGUAUUUGUGGAGCAAAUUGUGUGGUUUUAGGUGUAGAAAAGAAAUCUGUUGCAAAGCUUCAAGAAGAGCGAACAGUGCGAAAAAUUUGCCCACUGGAUGAUCAUGUUGUGAUGGCAUUUGCUGGUUUGACCGCUGAUGCACGCGUUUUAAUAAACCGUGCACAAGUAGAAUGUCAAAGCCAUAAGCUGAGCGUAGAAGAUCCUGUUACAUUGGAAUAUAUUACACGAUAUAUUGCGCAGCUAAAACAAAAGUAUACACAAAGUAAUGGACGUCGUCCUUUUGGCAUUUCCUGCCUUAUUGCCGGUUUUGAUAUAAAUGGUUCUUCACACUUGUAUCAAACUGAACCUUCAGGUAUUUAUUAUGAAUGGAAAGCAAAUGCUACUGGUCGCUCAGCAAAAACAGUGCGCGAGUUCUUAGAAAAACAGUAUAAAGAAGAGGAAGUUGCCAAUGAAAAAGGCGCUGUUAAAUUGGCCAUUAAGGCGUUACUAGAAGUAGCACAAACUGGACAAAAGAAUCUAGAAAUUGCAGUAAUGGAAAAAAAUAAACCACUAAAAAUGCUUGAUACAAAAACAAUAGAGGAAUAUGUUGCUGUUAUUGAAAAGGAGAAGGAGGAGGAAGCUGAAAAGAAGAAGCAGAAGAAGUAAUGAUCUGAUUCAGUGCUUUCAAAGCGGCAGUUCAUUCUACAUUUAUAAUGAAUUAUAAUAAUAUAAUGUUUUUUACAACAUAGUUUCGGUUGAGCUUUGAUUUUAUUAAAGUGGAAUAAAAAUAAAGAUUUAAACCC